AUUCCAUAUUUUGGGUGUUGAUCUGAAGUUGUCACACGUGUAUCUGAAGUCGACUCACCUGGAUGUCCCUCGCCUACCGACUCCGACGUGAACAUGAAUGAGCCAUCAUCCAGCAGAUCACCCAUUUUGUCUACAGCACCAGAUAAACGAGGCUUUCACUGUGGCCCCACUGAUCUGAGUUAAGAGGGCUUAAAGGGUCGGGAGAAAACUUCAGAUUCCUCCACAUCAGCAGCGAGCCACAGUCCGGUGGCCUGUGGAGCGAGUUUAAGGUGAUGGUGACUGUGACCGAGGUGCUACAGUUUUGGGGCCUGUUUGUCACAGAGGUCAUUAGCUCGAUCGCCGACUGGUUCCAGACCAAACCAGCAUGGGCCAACCUGGAGGUGCUGGAGGACACGGAGCUGAAGACCACAGGAGGAGUCCAUGAAAGACACAAAGCCAAAACCCUGUGGGAGAAGACUGGAGCUGUGGUCGUGGUUUUACGACGACCUGGAUGAUUAUUGUGCAGAGAGGAGGCCGCUGAGCUGUCCUCUCUCAAAUCCCAGCUGCAGGACCUUGAAGUCCCACUUUUUGCCGUGGUGAAAGAAAACAUUGGCAAAGAGCUGGACGGCUUCAAGAAGUACUUCUCUGGGAAGGUCUACGUGGAUCAGCAGAGAAAUUUCUACGGCCCUCAAGAGCGAUGGAUGUUUCUCUCCAUGUUCCUGCGUGUUGGUGUGUGGAGGAACCUGUGGCGGGCUUAUCGGAGAGGCUUCAGGGGAAACCUGAGAGGGGAAGGACUUGUCCUGGGAGGAGUCUUCGUCAUUGGACCCGGAGAUCAGGGUAUUCUACUGGAGCACCGCGAGAAGGAGUUUGGGGAUAAAGUGAAUCUGCUGGCGGUCCUCAAAACAGCACGGAAGAUACAAGACAACAUGAAAAGAUAGAGCUCAGAAUGUGAACGUUUGUUGGUGUGGUUUCAUGUCGUAGUGGGGCUGGAUGACGCGGCCAAAAAUUAUAUCAAGAUAAAAUAUAAGAUAUUGAUAAUUAUCACAGUUAAUAUCAUCUUUUGUUUAAGUUUAAAGACAGAUUUUUGCUCCUUGUUGUGGCUUUAAACUCUCAAAUCAACUCCUAAAUGUGUUGACACAAUGCGAUAAUUAUUGAUAUUGUUUUAAUGCCCGGUUCCAUGUUACAUUGUUUCCGGAUUCGUGGCUUUCAGUCUGAGCCUGGAUUCACUGCACCUUGACUUACAACACAUUUAACACAUACUCUGCUCAUGUGGCAGUUGCAUGAUCUCAAUGUGUUAAUGCUGUUGUUUCAGGGUGUCUCAAAGGGAUAGUUCACCAAAAAUUGAAUUGACUACUCACCACUAUGAUGUGUGAAAAUGCACAAAAAGUUGUUGCAGUUUCCGGGGGGAAACAGCAUGGCUGGCAAAUCCAAUACAAUUGAAGUUAAUGGUGAGUGAUUCUUAAAAUGUAUAAAACUUUAAAAGUUGAAAAUGGAAAAUACCUUGUUUUUAGUGCCUAAAUAACAGCUGUGAUCCACCAGUGAACGUGGCUCUGGAGUAAGAUAUCAGUGGAAGUUUAGGCUAAAAACACAGUGUUCACCAUUAAGUUCCAUUAUAUUGGAUAUGGCUGCAACUCUGUUUAGUGUUUUGUGGCCUCCAACACUUUCACCCACCCCUCCAUAGGCACAGUAAGUGAAUUUUUCAUUUUUGGGUGAACUUUCCCUUUAAGCAAAGCAACAGCUGAAAUGUGCCACUUUAAAAGCUUAUCGUCCACCGUCUGCAAACCUGGGCUUGGAUGUGUGAUGGUGUUUCGUGUGUUUUAAUGAAGACCUGUUUCUAAAUCUCAGAUGAGAGACACAGCUCUGAUGUGAACACACCAACUCAUCACCUCAAAACAAGACAGGGAUGUGAUGACGUGAUGGAGGAUAAACAGCUGGAGUGAGGCAGUGUUUUCUUCUGUUUGACAUCUCAUAAUAAAACAAUGUUCGUGUCCAGCUGA
This is a messenger RNA of Pleuronectes platessa (European plaice), 1976 nucleotides long. RefSeq names its product peroxiredoxin-like 2A. The transcript is spliced from 7 exons. The record is from RefSeq and is a predicted model, not a curated record. Lineage: Eukaryota; Metazoa; Chordata; Actinopteri; Pleuronectiformes; Pleuronectidae.